UAAUAAGGCUCCUCAUAUAAAAACAUUAAACAUAUACCAUUUUAUCCACUUCUUGGGUCAGCUGCUUGUAGUAUAGUUUACACUUGCCAUUUUCUGUGAAAAUGCAGAGUCGUACUUUUCUACUAUUCGUAGUUGGGAUUAUAAUUUGUGUCGUUCAAUUUUCUGUAGAAGUUAGGACCCAGGGGUCAAGAUCAAGAUAUCUCAGGCGGCUAACACCAAAAGGACGAGGACCUGGACUGACAUUAAACAAUAUUCAAAAUGUAAGAUUAGUUGUACCACCACCAAGAAGACAAAUCGCAGCUUUUAGAGGUUCUGGAACUGCAAAUCGUAAUGGUGGUAGUCGACCAAGUGGACCAGGUAGACGACUCAUAAGAAUAAUACCAAUUAGAAAAUCUGCAAACACAGCUCAAAGUUUGAGGAAGAGCAACAGGCAGAGUAUCAGGAAGAAUGUAAAUAAUAUAUCUAACAGACAUCUCAACCAGACCAUUAUUAUUGCUAAAACAGCAAAUAUUUUCUCACCCAUGGGAACACAAAAUAAUGGACCGAGUGCAAUAAACAAUAAAGGUAGUGGAAAUGUACAAACUGCCAGUGUUCCAGUUGGAGCUGGUGGUAGACCAGGUGGUCGAAGAGGUGGACCUGGACCUGGUGCUGGUCCAGGUGGACAUGGAGGUCCUGGAAUGGGUGGUGGACACGCUGGAGGUCCCGGAAUGGGCGGUGGUCAUGCUGGAGGUCCUGGAAUGGGCGGUGGACAUGCUGGAGGUCCCGGAAUGGGCGGUGGACAUGCUGGAGGUCCUGGAAUGGGCGGUGGACAUGCUGGAGGUCCCGGAAUGGGCGGUGGACAUGCUGGAGGUCCCGGAAUGGGCGGUGGACAUGCUGGAGGUCCCGGAAUGGGCGGUGGACAUGCUGGAGGUCUCGGAAUGGGCGGUGGACAUGCUGGAGGUCCCGGAAUGGGCGGUGGACAUGCUGGAGGUCUCGGAAUGGGCGGUGGACAUGCUGGAAAUGGAGGUGGUCACGGGAUGGGUGGUGCCAUUGGAGGUGGUCAUGGAAUGGGCGGUGGACAUGCCGGAAUUGGAGGUGGUCAUGGAAUGAGCAGUGCCAACGGAGGUGGUCAUGGGAUGGGCGGUGGACAUGCCGGAAUUGGAGGUGGUCAUGGAAUGGGUGGUGCCAUCGGAGGUGGUCAUGGAAUGGGCGGUAGCACUGGAGGCGGUCAUGGAAUGGGCGGUGGCAAUGGAGGCGGUCAUGGAAUGGGCGGUGGCAAUGGAGCCGGUCAUGGAAUGGGCGGUGGCACUGGAGGCAGUCAUGGAAUGGGCGGUGGUCACGGCAUGGGUGGUGGCAAUGGAGGCGGUCUUGGCAUGGGAGGUGGCAAUGGAGGCGGUCAUGGAAUUGGCGGUGGCAAUGGAGGUGGUCAUGGAAUGGGCGGUGGAAUAGGAGGCGGCCAUGGAGGUGGUCAUGGAAUGAACGGUCAUGGAGGUGGUCAUGGAAUGGGCGGUGGAAACGGAGGUGGUCACGGAAUGGGUGGUGGCAAUGGAGGCGGUCAUGGAGGCGGUCAUGGAAUGGGUGGUGGUAAUGGAGGUGGUCAUGGAAUGGGUGGGGGUAAUGGAGGCGGUCAUGGAAUGGGCGGUGGCAAUGGAGGCGGUCAUGGAGGUGGUCAUGGAAUGGGUGGUGGCAAUGGAGGCGGUCAUGGAGGUGGUCAUGGAAUGGGCGGUGGUAAUGGAGGAGGUCAUGGAAUGGGCGGUGGCAAUGGAGGUGGGCAUGGAAUGGGAGGUGGUAAUGGAGGCGGUCAUGGAGGUGGUCAUGGAAUGGGUGGUGGCAAUGGUGGUGGUCAUGGAAUGGGCGGUGGAAAUGGAGGUGGUCAUGGAAUGGGCGGUGGCAAUGGAGGCGGUAAUGGAAUGGGAGGUGGACAUGGUGGUAAUGGAGGUGGUCACGGUGGUGGUAAUGGUGGCAGACAUGGUGGUGGUAACGGAGGCGGACAUGGCGGUCAUGGUGGUGGACAUAUGGGAGGAAAUAGAGGAACAGGGCAUGCAGGUUUAGGAGCAGUUGUUGGUGUUGCUGGAUCUAACGUUAAUGCAUUUGGUGGUCAAAACUUCGAAUCAUUACUUAGUACGUUUUCCAAUCAACAAUUGGCCAAACUUGCCGGUGUGAAUACUGGAAAUGGACCAUUUGGAGGGGCAUCGGGAGGUGGAAACGGACCAUUUGGAGGUGCGUCGGGAGGAGGAAAUGGAGGACUGCUUCAAAUGUUAAUGGGACAAUCAGCGGGAAUGGGUGGUGGUCCUGACAUGGUAUCUGCAGGUGGUCCUGGAGGACCAAGUAUUUUUUCUGCAGGUGGACAAAACGGUGCAAGCAUUGUAUCAAGUGGCGCUAGUAAAAAGCCUAUUGUCAUAUCAUCUGGCGGAACAGUUGAGAUUGGAAUUCAUAAGGGACAAUCAGGACAGCCAAAGCUUGUUAUAAAUCCAUCAAAUUCAAAUACAAAUAACAAUAAUAAUAACAAUCUAAAUAAUAACGUAAAUGGAUAUAAAGCUAAUGCACAAGGUGGUAGUAAAUUAAAUGCUCAACAAAAUCCUACACAAAAUCCGGUGGCUCAAGUAUUUGCAUUACAACAAGCCGGAUUAGAUGCCGAAGAAAUUAUGCGUAUUUUACCAGUGUUAGGAGGUGUAUGAUUCAAGUGCAUUUUGUUGAUUAAAAUCAUACUACAACUAAUUAUGCGAGCAUUAAUUUCAUCCAGAAGCUAAGUUUGCAUAAUAUUUGACAGUCCCUUUUCAUUGUGGAAACUUCGAUGCGUCUUUUAACACCUUUACAUUAGUAGCGUGUUGUUAUAGCACUGAAUCACACAUGGCUCCCUAAAAGCCAAACCCUCUCAUGUUCAGUUACCAUGGGAAUUGUUGCUUGAGCUGGCCUGGUACAACAUGGAUGAGAAGUUACGACACUAUUUGUUAUAGCCAAGAAAACCACGAGUCAAGAGUAGUGAUCAGUUAAUUUGCGUAACGCAAGCGCAAUGUGUAAACUAAACAUUGAUCAGAUAACUUGUAUCGGUCUGGCUUAUUCCCACUAGCGGCGUAAGAAAUAGAAAGCUUUCAAUCUUUUUCAAAAUACCCAAGCUAUAUGCCCUUAUUGAUUGUACAUUUGAUUGUCUUGGCGCUUUGUUUUUCGUUUCUCAGUAUUAGUGGCGAACAAGAAAAUAUAUUGCUAUUCAGCAUGUUUUUACUGUAAUUAUUUUAUCAAUUUAGAAAGACAUAAUAAAAUCUAUUCAUUUUAUAUCUGCUGGGCAUGUAUAAAGGCUUUUUGGAAUUUCAUCUUAAUCUUCUCAAAUAUUUUCGGAAGGAAAGUUUCUCUCAUUUUUCAUUUAUUAGCUAUAUAUUCCUAUUUUUUUAAUUCUUGGUAGAAUUUUUCAUGUUUUAACAGCCUUCCUCACUUUCGAUUGGUAAAAUUUUCGUAUAUGCGAUCAUUAUUUAUAAUUACUGAGAUCAAACUUUGUAUUCCAAUUUGUGACAGCUCGGUUGCAUAUGGACAAAAUGGCGCCCACGUUUAUUUUCUUCGGAACAAGGUAUAUUUUUCAUACUUGAUUUUCUUCUAACACAGAAUUUAGUUUCCUAACUUAAAUCUAAAUUCGUUUCAACUAUUGAAGUUUCUUUUCAAAUAUGUGAACUGGAGUAUAUUACUUUCCUUUUUGAAUAUUUGUAUUAGCUUUUAUAUUUUAGUUAAGAAAAUUCUCUAUAAAUUACCACGUCACAUUAGGGCGACAAUACAAAAUACCAACGAUGUACAAACGCGCAUGCUCCAAAUUAUUUUGAGAAGAUUAUUUACGUUGAUACUGCUUUCGCUUUCUGACUUUCAGUGCUUUUAAUGUAUUUUGUGUAUUGCUCUCACUUGUAUAUAAUUACAUAUUUUGUUGUUCUGUUAAAAUUAUUUCAUUAUGCUUUUUUGUUGUUGUCUUAAAUUAUUUUUAUGACGAGAAAAAUAAAAAUCUAAUAAAAUGGAAUGAAAGACAAA
Mytilus trossulus (common blue mussel) is the source of this 3987-nucleotide messenger RNA. RefSeq lists its product as uncharacterized. Lineage: Eukaryota; Metazoa; Mollusca; Bivalvia; Mytilida; Mytilidae. Bases 102 to 2657 code for a protein of 851 amino acids. The transcript is spliced from 2 exons. The record is from RefSeq and is a predicted model, not a curated record.